This is a messenger RNA of Ilex paraguariensis (yerba mate), 171 nucleotides long. NCBI's taxonomy places the organism in Eukaryota, Viridiplantae, Streptophyta, Magnoliopsida, Aquifoliales, Aquifoliaceae. The record is from the annotation of a GenBank genome assembly.
AUGGGCAACGGGCAUUCCUGGAACAACUGGGACUGGAAAGGCAGUCAACUCACUCCGCAUUACCUCGGGUCAUUGGUCACAAUCGAGUCAACUCUACUCACUGGUCUAUGGAAACUAGCCCCUCUGUCCCUUUCCUUCUUCUCAGCUAAGCAAUCGAAAUCGAAAGAUCAG